GAUGCCCCAUGAAGAGACCUCUCAACCUCCCUGGCCUUAACUUUCUGCAUUGCAGUGUCGGGAUGGCUUUGAACCCUGCGUGAAUGAAGGAGUAUGUGUUGCCUACCACAAUGGCACAGGAUACUGCAAAUGUCCAGAGGGCUUCUUGGGAGAAUAUUGUCAACAUCGAGACCCCUGUGAGAAGAACCGAUGCCAGAAUGGUGGGACCUGUGUGGCCCAGGCCAUGCUGGGGAAAGCCACGUGCCGAUGUGCCUCAGGGUUCACAGGAGAGGACUGCCAGUACUCAACCUCUCACCCCUGCUUUGUAUCUCGCCCCUGUCUGAAUGGGGGUACCUGCCAUAUGCUCAGCCGGGAUACCUAUGAGUGCACCUGCCAAGUCGGUUUUACAGGUAAGCUGUGCCAAUGGACCGAUGCCUGUCUGUCUCAUCCGUGUGCAAAUGGAAGUACCUGUACCACUGUGGCCAACCAGUUCUCCUGUAGAUGCCUGGCAGGCUUCACCGGGCAGAAGUGUGAGACUGAUGUCAAUGAGUGUGACGUUCCAGGACACUGCCAGCAUGGUGGCACCUGCCUCAACCUGCCUGGUUCCUACCAGUGUCAAUGCCCCCAGGGCUUCACAGGCCAGCAUUGUGAAAGUCUCUAUGUGCCCUGUGCACCCUCCCCUUGUGUCAACGGAGGCACCUGUCGGCAGACUGGUGACUUCACUUUUGAGUGCAACUGCCUUCCAGGUUUUGAAGGGAGCGUCUGUGAGUGGAACAUUGAUGACUGCCCUGACCACAAGUGCCAGAACGGGGGUGUUUGUGUGGACGGAGUCAAUACUUACAACUGCCGCUGCCCCCCACAGUGGACAGGACAGUUCUGCACAGAGGAUGUGGACGAGUGCCUGCUGCAGCCCAACGCCUGUCAGAAUGGGGGUACCUGUACCAACCGCAAUGGCGGCUACGGCUGUGUGUGUGUUAACGGCUGGAGUGGAGACGACUGCAGCGAGAACAUCGAUGACUGUGCCUUUGCCUCCUGCACUCCGGGCUCCACUUGCGUCGACCGCGUGGCCUCUUUCUCCUGCUUGUGUCCAGAGGGGAAGGCAGGUCUCCUGUGCCAUCUGGAUGAUGCCUGCAUCAGCAAUCCUUGCCACAAGGGUGCACUUUGUGAUACCAACCCCCUGAAUGGGCAGUAUAUUUGCACCUGCCCGCAAGGCUACAAAGGGGCUGACUGCACAGAAGAUGUGGAUGAGUGUGCCCUGGCCAAUAGCAAUCCUUGUGAGCAUGCAGGAAAAUGUGUGAACACAGAUGGUGACUUCUACUGCGAAUGUCUGAAUGGCUAUGGAGGACCUCGUUGUGAGAUGGACAUCAAUGAGUGCCACUCAGACCCCUGCCAGAAUGAUGCCACCUGUCUGGAUAAGAUUGGAGGCUUCACAUGUCUGUGCAUGCCGGGUUUCAAAGGUGUGUAUUGUGAAUUGGAGAUAAAUGAAUGUCAGAGCAACCCUUGUGUGAACAACGGACAGUGUGUGGAUAAAGUUAACCGCUUCCAGUGUCUGUGUCCACCGGGUUUUACCGGGCCAGUUUGUCAGAUUGAUAUUGAUGACUGUUCCAGUACUCCGUGUCUGAAUGGGGCAAAGUGUAUUGAUCAUCCAAAUGGCUAUGAAUGCCAAUGUGCCACAGGUUUCACUGGUGUGUUGUGUGAGGAGAACAUCGACAACUGUGACCCUGAUCCUUGCCACCAUGGCCAGUGCCAAGAUGGUAUUGAUUCCUACACCUGCAUCUGCAAUCCUGGGUACAUGGGUGCCAUCUGCAGUGACCAGAUUGAUGAAUGCUAUAGCAGCCCUUGCCUGCACGAUGGUCGCUGCAUUGACCUGGUCAAUGGCUACCAGUGCAACUGCCAGCCAGGCACAUCAGGGGUUAACUGUGAAAUUAACUUUGAUGACUGUGCAAGUAACCCCUGUGUCCAUGGAGUCUGCAUGGAUGGCAUUAAUCGGUACAGUUGUGUCUGCUCAUCGGGAUUUACAGGGCAGAGAUGUAACAUUGACAUUGAUGAGUGUGCCUCCAAUCCCUGUCGCAAGGGUGCAACAUGUAUCAAUGAUGUGAACGGUUUCCGCUGUAUAUGCCCUGAGGGGCCCCAUCACCCCAGCUGCUACUCGCAGGUCAAUGAGUGCCUGAGCAACCCCUGCAUCCAUGGAAAUUGUACCGGAGGCCUCAGUGGAUAUAAGUGCCUCUGUGAUGCAGGCUGGGUUGGCAUCAACUGUGAAGUGGACAAAAAUGAAUGUCUUUCUAACCCAUGUCAGAAUGGAGGCACUUGUGACAAUCUGGUGAAUGGAUACAGAUGUACUUGCAAGAAGGGCUUUAAAGGCUAUAACUGCCAGGUGAAUAUUGAUGAAUGCGCUUCAAAUCCAUGCCUGAACCAAGGAACCUGCUUUGAUGACAUAAGUGGCUACACUUGCCACUGUGUGCUGCCAUACACAGGCAAGAACUGUCAGACUGUAUUGGCUCCCUGUUCACCAAACCCUUGUGAGAAUGCUGCUGUUUGCAAAGAGGCACCGAAUUUUGAGAGUUACACCUGCUUGUGUGCUCCUGGCUGGCAAGGUCAGCGGUGUACAGUUGACAUUGAUGAGUGUGUCUCCAAGCCCUGCAUGAACCACGGUCUCUGCCAUAACACCCAGGGCAGCUACAUGUGUGAAUGUCCUCCAGGCUUCAGCGGCAUGGACUGUGAAGAGGACAUUGAUGACUGCCUUGCCAAUCCUUGCCAGAAUGGAGGUACCUGUGUGGAUGGAGUGAAUACUUUCUCCUGCCUCUGCCUUCCGGGAUUCACUGGGGAUAAGUGCCAGACAGAUAUGAACGAGUGUCUGAGUGAACCCUGUAAGAAUGGAGGGACCUGUUCCGACUAUGUCAACAGCUACACUUGCAAGUGUCAGGCAGGAUUUGACGGAGUCCACUGUGAGAACAACAUUGAUGAGUGCACUGAGAGCUCCUGUUUCAAUGGUGGCACCUGUGUUGACGGGAUUAAUGCCUUCUCUUGCUUGUGCCCUGUGGGAUUCACUGGUCCUUUCUGCCUUCAUGAGAUCAAUGAAUGCAACUCUCAUCCAUGCCUGAAUGAGGGAACAUGUGUUGAUGGCCUGGGUACCUACCACUGCACCUGCCCCGUGGGCUACACAGGAAAGAACUGUCAGACCCUGGUGAACCUCUGCAGCCUGUCUCCAUGUAAAAACAAAGGCACUUGCGUUCAGGAAAAAGCCGAGUCCCGGUGUGUGUGUCCGUCGGGAUGGGCUGGUGCUUACUGCGAUGUGCCCAGUGUCUCCUGUGAUGUGGCAGCCGCCCUCAGAGGUGUGCCCGUUGACCACUUGUGCCAGCACUCUGGCCUCUGCAUCAGUGCUGGCAACACGCAUCACUGCCAGUGUCCUUUGGGCUAUACCGGGAGCUACUGUGAGGAGCAGCUCGAUGAGUGUGCGUCCAACCCCUGCCAGCAUGGGGCCACCUGCAGUGACUUCAUUGGUGGAUACAGAUGUGAGUGUGUUCCAGGCUAUCAGGGUGUUAACUGCGAGUACGAAGUAGAUGAGUGCCAGAACCAGCCCUGUCAGAAUGGAGGCACUUGUAUCGACCUGGUGAACCAUUUCAAGUGCUCUUGUCCGCCAGGCACUCGGGGCCUGCUUUGUGAAGAGAACAUUGACGACUGCACCGGGGGCCCCCGUUGCCUUAAUGGCGGUCACUGUGUGGACAGGAUUGGGGGCUACAGUUGUCAGUGCUUGCCUGGCUUUGCUGGGGAGCGGUGUGAGGGGGACAUCAACGAAUGCCUCUCCAACCCCUGCAGCCCUGAGGGCAGCCUGGACUGCAUACAGCUCAGCAACGACUACCAGUGUGUCUGCCGCAGCGCCUUCACUGGCCGACACUGUGAAACCUUCGUUGACGUGUGUCCCCAGAUGCCUUGCCUGAAUGGAGGAACUUGUGCUGUGGCCAGCAACAUGCCCAAUGGUUUCAUUUGCCGUUGUCCCCCGGGAUUCUCCGGGGCAAGAUGCCAGAGCAGCUGUGGACAAGUGAAGUGUCGGCGAGGGGAGCAAUGUGUGCACACCGCCUCUGGACCCCGCUGCUUCUGUCCCAGCCCCCGGGACUGCGACUCAGGCUGUGCCAGUAGCCCCUGCCAGCACGGGGGUAGCUGCUACCCUCAGCGCCAGCCUCCUUAUUACUCUUGCCAGUGCUCGGCCCCAUUCUGGGGCAGCCGCUGUGAACUCUACACGCCCCCCCCCAGCACCCCUUCUGCCACCUGUCUGAGCCAGUAUUGUGCCGACAAAGCUCGGGAUGGUGUCUGCGAUGAAGCCUGCAACAGCCAUGCCUGCCAGUGGGAUGGGGGCGACUGUUCCCUCACCAUGGAGAACCCCUGGGCCAACUGCACCUCCCCACUUCCCUGCUGGGAUUACAUCAACAACCAGUGUGAUGAGCUGUGCAACACAGCCGAGUGCCUAUUUGACAACUUUGAAUGCCAGGGGGACAGCAAGACGUGCAAGUAUGACAAAUACUGUGCAGACCACUUCAAAGACAACCACUGUGACCAGGGAUGCAACAGUGAGGAAUGUGGCUGGGAUGGGCUGGACUGUGCUGCUGACCAGCCCGAGAACCUGGCGGAGGGAACCCUGGUUAUUGUGGUGCUGAUGCCGCCGAAACAACUGCUUCAAGAUGCGCGCAGCUUCUUGCGGGCUCUGGGCACCCUACUCCACACCAACCUGCGUAUCAAACGGGAUUCCCAGGGAAACCUCAUGGUGUACCCCUAUUAUGGCGAGAAGUCAACUGCCAUGAAGCAGCAGAGGAUGGCACGCAGGUCUCUUCCUGGCGAACAAGAACAGGAAGUGGCGGGCUCUAAGGUCUUUCUGGAAAUUGACAACCGCCAGUGUGUUCAAGACUCAGACCAGUGCUUCAAGAACACAGAUGCAGCAGCGGCUCUCCUGGCUUCUCAUGCCAUCCAGGGGACCCUGUCGUACCCUCUCGUGUCCGUCCUUAGUGACUCCGUGACUCCAAAACGCACUCAGCUUCUCUACCUACUUGCUGUUGCUGUUGUCAUCAUCUUGUUUAUUAUUCUGCUGGGGGUGAUUAUGGCAAAACGAAAGCGCAAGCAUGGCUCUCUCUGGCUUCCUGAAGGUUUCACCCUUCGCCGAGAUGCAAGCAAUCAUAAGCGUCGUGAGCCAGUGGGACAGGAUGCUGUGGGGCUGAAAAAUCUCUCAGUGCAAGUCUCAGAGGCUAACCUAAUCGGUGCUGGAGCAAGUGAACACUGGGUCGAUGAUGAAGGACCGCAGCCGAAGAGAGUCAAGGCUGAAGAUGAGGCUUUGCUCUCAGAAGAAGAUGACCCCAUCGAUCGACGCCCAUGGACACAGCAGCACCUUGAAGCUGCAGACAUCCGUAGGACACCCUCAUUGGCUCUCACACCUCCUCAGGCAGAGCAGGAGGUGGAUGUGCUGGACGUGAAUGUCCGGGGCCCAGAUGGGUGCACCCCGCUGAUGCUGGCUUCCCUCCGAGGCGGCAGCUCAGACAUGAGUGAGGAAGAGGAAGACGCAGAGGACUCUUCUGCCAACAUCAUCACCGACCUGGUCUACCAGGGUGCCAGUCUCCAGGCCCAGACAGACCGGACCGGUGAGAUGGCCCUGCACCUGGCAGCCCGCUACUCACGGGCUGAUGCUGCCAAGCGUCUGCUGGACGCAGGCGCAGAUGCCAACGCUCAGGACAACAUGGGCCGCUGCCCUCUCCAUGCCGCAGUGGCAGCUGAUGCUCAAGGUGUCUUCCAGAUUCUGAUCCGCAGCCGCGUAACGGAUCUAGAUGCCAGGAUGAAUGACGGCACCACGCCCCUGAUCCUGGCUGCCCGCCUGGCUGUGGAGGGAAUGGUGGCCGAGCUGAUAAACUGCCAGGCCGAUGUGAACGCGGUGGAUGACCACGGAAAAUCUGCUCUUCACUGGGCAGCCGCUGUGAAUAACGUGGAGGCAACGCUCUUGCUGUUGAAAAACGGGGCCAACCGAGACAUGCAGGACAACAAGGAAGAGACGCCUUUGUUUCUUGCUGCCCGGGAGGGGAGCUACGAAGCGGCCAAGAUCCUGCUGGACCACUUCGCCAACCGCGACAUCACGGACCACAUGGACCGCCUUCCCCGCGACGUGGCCCGGGACCGCAUGCACCACGACAUCGUGCGCCUGCUGGAGGAGUACAACGUGGCUCCGAGCCCUCCGGGCGCGGUGCUGACGGCCGCCCUCUCCCCCGUGGUCUGCGGGCCGCACAGGCCUUUCCUCGGCCUGAGGCACACGCCGACGGGCAAGAAGCCUCGGCGGCCCAGCGCCAGGAGCGCCCUCCCCGACAUGGCUCGUCUGCCCGGUGUGGCCUUCCCCGCUGCCAUGGUGCCCCAGCAGGACGGGCAGGUAGCUCAGACCGUUCUCCCGGCCUACCAUCCUUUUCCAGCCUCGGUGGGCAAGUACCCCACGCCCCCUUCGCAGCACAGCUAUGCCUCCUCGAGUGCUGCUGAGCGAACACCCAGUCACAGCAGCCACCUCCCGGGGGAGCAUCCCUACCUGACGCCGUCCCCGGAGUCUCCGGACCAGUGGUCGAGUUCAUCGCCCCACUCUGCUUCUGACUGGUCGGAUGUGACCACCAGCCCCACGCCUGGCGGGGCUGGAGGAGCUCAGCGGGGACCUGGGGCGCACAUGUCUGAGCCACCGCACAGCAACAUGCAGGUCUACGCCUGA
Carlito syrichta (Philippine tarsier) is the source of this 6700-nucleotide messenger RNA. RefSeq names its product notch 2 (gene NOTCH2). Bases 224 to 6700 code for a protein of 2158 amino acids. Gene Ontology annotation, cellular component: signaling receptor complex; membrane. Gene Ontology annotation, biological process: regulation of developmental process; Notch signaling pathway; regulation of DNA-templated transcription. Gene Ontology annotation, molecular function: signaling receptor activity; calcium ion binding; Notch binding. The transcript is spliced from 35 exons. NCBI's taxonomy places the organism in Eukaryota, Metazoa, Chordata, Mammalia, Primates, Tarsiidae. The record is from RefSeq and is a predicted model, not a curated record.